AAUCCUCGCCAUUACCUGCUGAAGUUGAUAAUCCUGAAUUCGUGGCUUUGUAUAAUCACGUCAUGUUUGAAGAGCCUAUUCAAGAGCAUGAUUAUUCUAUAGUCAGUUCUGCAAGUAGAGAAAUAGAAAAUUACAAAAAUGAUGUAGUAUUACAAGGUAUAAAUUUGAAUGACUUGGGGGCUCCUAAAACUCCACUUAAUAUUUAUUCACCAAAUGUAUUGACUUCAACCCAAAAACCUUCUCCAUUGACAUUAACUCCAUCAAUUAUCGAACCUUUGUUUUCAUUCGUCUCUAAUGAUCCUUCUGACAGCAUAGAUAAUACCCCCGUACCUUCACCUUAUAGUGAUUUUUCGGAAUCUUCACAAAGUUUAAACGGUACUUUAGUGCCGACUUCUUGCCAAGAAACCGAAGAUAGAACACUCACACCAGAAAUCAGUACGUCCGUCCAGGAAAGUCUUCCCGAUUCGCAUAUGGUUAACUGCCUCAGCAAUAACACAAAUUCAGUAUCGGCAAUAUCUACUCCCUGUAAUUCAAUUUCCUCGCCUGCAACGUUUAAUUAUAGUGACUAUUCUGCAGUAUCGACCCCAAAAAAUAAUAAACGUAGAUCUAAAAAAAGAACUGAUGUGGGUCUCAAACGUCUUAAACUUGAAGAUGAGUGGAUAAGUAGCAAGAGAAAACGUUUGUGUAAAAAAAGAUUGCAGUAUACUACGUCAAAAGGAAAAAGCACCAAGAAGCAUUAA
Messenger RNA from Parnassius apollo (apollo), 740 nucleotides. The record is from the annotation of a GenBank genome assembly. Lineage: Eukaryota; Metazoa; Arthropoda; Insecta; Lepidoptera; Papilionidae.